Messenger RNA from Dipodomys ordii (Ord's kangaroo rat), 1157 nucleotides. It is a transcript of the gene Crtam, whose product is annotated as cytotoxic and regulatory T cell molecule. NCBI's taxonomy places the organism in Eukaryota, Metazoa, Chordata, Mammalia, Rodentia, Heteromyidae. The transcript is spliced from 9 exons. Gene Ontology annotation, molecular function: signaling receptor binding. Gene Ontology annotation, biological process: positive regulation of natural killer cell mediated cytotoxicity directed against tumor cell target; cell recognition; detection of tumor cell. Gene Ontology annotation, cellular component: plasma membrane. The record is from RefSeq and is a predicted model, not a curated record. The coding region runs from base 192 to 1157 and encodes 321 amino acids.
GACACUUGUGGUCCCCAAAACGUUCCACCAGGAGGUGUUUGGGGGCAGCUAAGUAAGAGGGGGCUCUCCUAGCAGAGGGAGGAGUUGUCCCACGUGGUGGGACCGAGAGACUGGGUCCCCCUUCAAAAGGAAGGGCUCUCGCUUUCCUUCAGGGUCUACAGGAAGCUGGCCACGUCCCCUCCCCUCCCACCAUGUGGCUGGUAGUCCUCAGCGCGCUGUUUUGGUUUCCCUUACAAGAGGCCCUGAUGAUUCACCACAUGGGCACCGUCACUGUGGAGGAAGGCCAGCCGCUCACCCUCAAGUGCUCCACCUCUCUCCAGAAGAAUGCCUCCCUCCAGUGGCAGGCCCCCUCGGGGUUCACCAUCUUCUUCAAUGAGCAUCCUGCUUUGAAAGAUUCCAGAUACCAACUUCUUCACCACUCGGCCACGCAGCUGUACAUCCGGGUGCCCCGCGCCAGCCUGCAGGAUGAGGGCGUGUACACCUGUCUGUGCUACAGCCACACCGUGAGCACUCGGCACGUGCAGGUGGUGGUGCGUGCAACUCCUUUCAAGCCAACCCUGGAAGCGUCCAUUAUCAGAAGGCCAAAUGGAGACUCCCAUCUGGUGCUCAGGUGCUCCACCAAGGGCAGCAAGCCCCCUCCGCAGAUCACCUGGCUGCUGGGGAACCACCUGGAAAUCUAUGGGGGGACCCACCAUGAAUUUGGCCCGGACAGGAAGAAGUGUAACACCACCAGCACACUGGUAAUCCACGCUGCAGACAAAAGCUCACAGGUGAGCUGCGUUGUCCAACAUGAAGGGCUGCAGGGGAGAAAGCUGGUCACACCCUUCCGGUUUGAAGACUGGGUUGCUGACCAAGGGACAACAGCAGAGACCCUGCAGAGCAAGCCCCUCUCCUCCCACACGUCCCAGCGCACCACGGCUGCCGAGCCCACCCAGGAAGAGGAAGAGCAACCCACUCUGGACUCCGGCUUGACCACCGAGACAGACCCUCAGCAGGCGGGGCUGAUGCGGAGAAAAAGUGGGAUUCUGCUGCUCAGCCUUGUGUCUCUCCUCAUCUUCAUCCUCUUCGUCAUCGUCCAGCUCUUCAUCAUGAAGCUGCGCAAGGCCCACGUCAUCUGGAAAAGGGGAGAUCGGGGUGGCGGACUGCACCCUCUGUGA